AUGGACAAAGAAGAAGAUAAAAGCAAAGCCAGGCCUUCUACACCAAUUCCACCAACUCAAGGAUAUUAUGGUCCAAGAAAUGCCUAUUGCCCGCCAUUUAUGAUGCAUCCAAAUUCCCAACCAAUGCCACCAUUUCCAACAACGUUCAUCUACCCUCUGUCGAGUAAUGCCGAGGAGUCAAGUCAUGUUGAACAAACUAGCCAGCCGCCACCAAUGCCACCGCUUUCAACAAUGUUCAUCUAUCCUCCGUCGAGUAGUGCGGAAGACUCGAGACAACCCCCACCAAUGCCACCUUUUCCAACAGUGUUCAUCUAUCCUCCGUCAACUAAUGCCGAGGAGUCGAGUCGUCUUCAAGAAGUGAUCCAACCCCCACCAAUGCCACCUUUUCCAACUGCGUUCAUCUAUCCUCCGUCGACUAAUGUGGAGGAGUUUGGCCAUCUUCAACAAGCGAUCCAACCCCCACCAAUGCCACCUAUUCCAACUAAUUUCAUCUCCCCGCCGUCCAGUACCGAGGCAGAGGAGUCGGGACAUGUUCAACGAACGAGCCAGCCCCCACCUAUGCCACCUAUUCCAACAACGUUUAAGUCCCCUUCGUCGAGUAAUGCAGAGGAGUUGGGGCAUGUUCAAGAAACGAGUCAGAUACUUCAUUAG
Carya illinoinensis is the source of this 651-nucleotide messenger RNA. RefSeq names its product formin-like protein 14. Lineage: Eukaryota; Viridiplantae; Streptophyta; Magnoliopsida; Fagales; Juglandaceae. Bases 1 to 651 code for a protein of 216 amino acids. The transcript is spliced from 9 exons. The record is from RefSeq and is a predicted model, not a curated record.